AUGGCCGAUCUACCUCCCCUCGCCCCAGUUCCACCACCCGUGGUCCGGACUACGCUACAACAGGCCGAGUGGGAAGCAUGUAUAGAUGCAUGGACGGUGCUUCUUGGGGUCCGGAUAGAUGUUCCAGCAAAGAUAUUCCAAGAUGUUGCUUCCAAGGAUGAAUCUACUGUUUUGUUUCUCCUCUCAUUCUACGACCAACUGGCCACCUCGGGAGAGGCAGGUCUGAAACUGGGGUCAAAAGGACGAACACUUCGAAAGCUAUCUUUCCUGCUUACAAGACGGAUAUUACUUGAUCUAUCUUCACCACCGGCAGACUUACUCGCUUGGGACUUCCUGGGCAACCUUUGCUGUUGUUAUCCGUCCAGUGCUGCCUUGAAACGCUUACUAUCAGAUGCAUGGAAUAAAAGCCAUGAGACCAUCACAGCCAGCGUUGAGAAGGCGAAAUCAUCAAUCAUCAAAAAACUCAUGAACAAUAAGACCGCUGAAACCCCCGCUGUCAACGCGGACAUCCGCACUUUGACGAUUCUGGCUUCGACCUUGCCCGCAUGUGGCCAGGUGCUUAUGGCGGGUUCUGACUACCUUGAUACCCUCUCAGAUGUAUAUCAAGCAUACCCCAGAGAGACUCUGCGGAGGGUUCUCGUGGCUAAUGUUUACGUUGGGUUAACAUCAUUACUGAAAUCGAAGCCGAAUCUGUCCUCUCUCUUGGAUCAACUGUUUGGUCUAAAGGCGACUGCGGGGGUUGGCACGGUAAAGACGAGAAAAGAGCCUACGCUGCUCUCUGAUUUGGUUUGCAGUUCUGAUUUGCUUGCUCGUCUGGAGAAACAUCUCAGAGACCACCCGCAGAAACGCGGGGAAGAUCUGGUAUCCAGUCUGCGAACAUAUCAGACAGAGUCGAGGGUGUUCCAUCAUCGCUAUCAAAAGAAGAAAAAGACAGUCGAGAAAGGCAAGGGCCGUGACGUACCUGUAUCUGGUGGCGAACUACACGCGCACAGGAUGUCCCUCGUCACGCAGAUCCAGGAUCUCUUCCCAGACCUGGGAUCCGGAUAUGUCACCCGACUACUAGACUUCUAUGGUGAUAACCCUGAAACAGUGGUUGCACACCUCCUCGACUUUUCUCUCCCUCCUGAACUCCAAUCCCUCGACAAAUCUGAAGACCUAUCCAUUCCACAAUCCAUCAUCAACCCGGAUCAUAUGGCACCAAAGUCACCACCUUCUGAAAUCGCUGAACCAGAUGAAUCAUUCGCACGCAAGAAUAUCUUCGACAAUGACGUCGACCUCGCAGAACUUGCCCAGUCAAACGACCCCAACGCCCGCAACAAACUUCGCUUCGGCCGCGAAGACAACCUCACAGCCGACGACGUCCUGGCAGACCGCUCCAAGCACGCCGCUAAUAAGGCCGCUAUCAUCUCCGCCCUGGCGACCUUUGACUCUGACGAAGAUGAACGCGAUGACACGUAUGACACCGCUGACGUGGGUGGUACCGUUGACACCGUCCCGGCCAGCACAGACGCCGAGGCAGAAGCGCAAAACCGUCGCGCCACAGCCGAGGAUCUGGACGUCUCCCUGUUUAAAUCUUACAAGUCCAACCCCGGUCUGUUUGCACGCGACGCAGCCACCCGCCGCUCACAGCCACGGACGUCGCUUAAGGGCGAAACGGGCAUGACUGAUGAGGCAAUCGAGGGAUGGGCGGUUAUGUUGCAGCGCGAUCCGAAGCGUCUUUCAAAACUCGAAGACAGACUUGCGCUUUCUGCUGGAACACCUGGCGGAGCUAUCGCGCAGCCUGAAUUACCAUCGACAUCAUAUAGGAGACCCCGUGCUGAUGAGGAGUCGGAAGAGAGUGAUGCGCAUGGCGGCUAUGGCGGCAGAGGCCGAGGACGCGGCCGUGGAGGGCCAAGGGGCGGACGUGGUCGCGGUAGAGGUGGUGGUAGAGGUGGUGGUGCUUCUGGGGAGCAGAAUACGGCUGCUGCGAGACAGAGGAAGGAAGAGAAUAAGGGCAGUAGAGCGAAUCACAAUCGGAGGCAGCAGAGGGCUAAGAAGAUUGCGAGAGGUGGCGGCUUGCCUGGGUGA
Molecule: messenger RNA, 2067 nt
Organism: Aspergillus chevalieri
Lineage: Eukaryota; Fungi; Ascomycota; Eurotiomycetes; Eurotiales; Aspergillaceae
Product: ASCC2 family CUE domain-containing protein
Exons: 1
Coding region: 1-2067 (688 amino acids)
Molecular function (GO): ubiquitin binding
Source: RefSeq, a predicted model, not a curated record